Molecule: messenger RNA, 1434 nt
Organism: Acanthamoeba castellanii str. Neff
Lineage: Eukaryota; Discosea; Longamoebia; Acanthamoebidae
Exons: 6
Coding region: 1-1434 (477 amino acids)
Biological process (GO): protein phosphorylation
Molecular function (GO): ATP binding; protein kinase activity
Source: RefSeq, a predicted model, not a curated record
AUGGAGUACGUCAUAGCCAACGAAAAACGGAACCGCAAAGAAAUGGCUGAGCUCAAGCUGCUCAUGAAGUCACGUUUAAUGGGUGAAGGCAAACAGACUGCUACACCCAGCACCCACCGAGAGCGCUAUCAGAAGCUUGCUGUGAAGCGGGUGCCAAUGUUGCCCGCACACUUCGGAAAGCGGCCGGACUGGGCAUCCCUCUUCGCCGCAGACCCGCCCCGGCCUGGGUCGUCCGAGAGCAGGACAGUCCAACCCUUUUGGUCAAGCAUCAUCCCUCAGCUUCCAAGAGACGAGGUCGUCCUUGUGGACAAGCACUCUACAGUCUCGUUCGGCACCUGCAAUCCCGACAUCGUGGGCUACCUCGCUGGCCAACCCAAAAGCGUGGCCCAUAUCGUGCUCAUCGGUGAGCUCAAGGCGAGACGCUCGGCUGGCAAGGAUGAUUUCGACGACGAGGAGAAGGGCCAUCUCGAAUCUUUCCUCGAAGAGCUGCUCCUCAACUAUCAGCCCUGGCGCUCGUCGAUGUUUGGGUUCCUCAGCGACGGCGUUUUGAUCCAGUUCUUCAGGCUCGUGGUGAGACCGAAGAAGGAGCUUUACGAAGGGAAGCCGAUGCAGCUCGUCGAGGACGGAGCCCGGGGGCUCGCCACUCUGCUCGAGAGCCCGAACUACAACGGCCUCCAGCUAGAAAUCCGCGGUGCGCCCGUCCGCGUGAAGAGCUACCUCGGAAGCGGUGGCUCGGCGAUCGUCUUCUCCGGCAAGUACAAAGGAGAGGAGGUCGUCAUCAAGCGGUUCAAUGAGGACAGAGUAGCGGCUCUGAGCCACAGCAGACACGAAUUUGAACGCAUGGGCGACGUUCUGAUCCUGCAACCGGUCGGAGACAAGUUUGCGUCAUCAGUGAACAACUGGGAUCAUGCGCUCGCCAAUCGAGAUGACUUUGUGCAGCUCAUCAACAUCCUCGAGCAAGCCCACAAGAAAUGUGGCCUGGUCCAUCGCGACGUCCGCUUGAACAACUUCUUUCGAAUCAAGGGAACCACUCAAGUUUUCCUCAACGACUGGGGCUCGGCCGCGGCGGCUGGCGUGCUGGCAGACUUCGACGGAGCCCUCCAGCACGCGCCCGACGAGAUACUCGACAGCUGGGAGAGUGGUGAUCAGUACCGGCCGGCGUUCUCGCACGACCUGGAGAUGGUGGUGCGGACAGUCUUCCACAGCACCAACAUGAUGACCUUCCGCGAGAUCGAGGCCGAGGAGGACGUCCAGAAGCUGCGCGCGUUCUGGGCUCAUCAUCUGGAGCCCGCCGUGUGGCAGCGCAUGCUACAAGCAGCGCAAGCGUGCCAAUACGCAGCUCUCAAGGCUAUCAUCGCCGAGCUUCUCCCCGGACAGGUCCCACUCCCGCCUUUGCUUAUCACUAAGUGCUACGGCGAAACAGUAGUCAACUGA